CGGCGGCAUUUUAAAAGUGUGCGCUAUGUUUAGCUUACAAUGUCUAUCCCGAUAAGUCAUUUUGGAACAGCUAAUAUUGUAUUAGCUACUGAUACAUCCCGACAACCUUCUAGUUGUUUAGAAUCUGUCACUGUAAAUGAGAACUCAGAAGUACAUGUUGGCAGUUUAGGCUUAGGUACAGCCCUGGCUGUCGCCUAUGAUCUAUGCAAUGAUAAUGGAAUAUUAAAUCAAGUUAAUUCAUAUAAUAAUGGUGCAAAUACAUCAACUACUCAUCAAUUAGCUAACAAUAUUCUUUCUCUGUCUUCAAUGAAAUCAUCGCCUGCUCAGUUGUCGUCAAAUUAUUGUCGUAUAACGUCAGAUCCACAACAGUAUCAGUAUACUGUAUAUUCUAAUCUUCCUAUUACAAAUGGUUUAUCUUGGAUUACUCAACAAUCUGAUGCUUAUCUAACACCCAUCCAAUCGUCUGUAUCUUUCUAUGAUUGUGAAUCUCCGACUAAAAUUCAUUCAACAAAUGACACUGAUAGUAAUAAUAUUGGUAAUCAUUUGAAUCAUUCUAAGUUAACUUCAUCUAAUCUUCCUGAUUUCGUAAAUAAUAAUAAUAAAGUUAUUAACUAUGUGAUAGAUACUGCUGUUAGUCAACCGAUGCUUGUGAUGAAUUCAAUCCCAGAAGUUCUUACGAAUGGUACCACUACUACUACUAUUUCUUUAACUAAUUCAAAUGGACAGAUUAACUUAACACAUAAUAUACAAAAUGGGGAUGUGUGUACCACUAAAGUGUCGACGUUGAAUAAUUGUGAUAAUAAUAAUAUUAAUGUGCUGAAAGAGAAUACGGAUACUAAUCAUAUUGGGGCAUCAUCCGUUGAUGAAUCUAUGUAUGAAUUAUCUGAAGAAGAAAUGCGUGAAAUUGAUGCGACGCUUACAACAAAUGCUGAUGUUAUGGCUAGUCGUCAAUGGAAGUAUUAUAUUGAGACAAAUGAAUGGACACGUGCCACAUGUGCAUUGAUGGCAUGUCUGUUCACUCGGGAUCAGAUGGCGAAUUCAACGGUAUUAGGUCGUGGUGGAUCACGACGUGCACGUCUUCCAAGCAAUUUAGUAGCUUAUGUUGUUAGUACAAUUCGUCGACGAUUUAAUAAACCUGCAGCAGCUAUACGUGCACGUAUGGCACAAAAGUGCAAAGAUGAAAGACGUUUUGGUCGUGCCUUACAGAAUCCCAGUCUUCAUAAUUGUUAUUCUUCAAUAGAUGGUAGUGGUACAUAUGAAUUCAAUGAUUGUCAUUCCCCUGUCGCUGCGAUUACACCAUGUCGAUCUGGUGGUGGAAUAAAAAGAAAAUCAAAGAAACGAUUAUUAACCUCUACUGCUGGUCAUUCAAAUGUGAAGACUUCAUCUGAUUCUAUGAAUGGAAUCAAAGAACAAUCAAAUACACCUAAUAAUAAUAAUAAUAGUGGUACUCUGUAUCAAAUUCAUACCAUGAAUGGUGAUGAUGCCUAUUCCUCAUCCACAACAACAACGACAGCUGAUUCCAAUCAACUCCCAUCGAUGGUCCACCAAAGUUUCGACGAAGAUAAUGAUCGUCGUUGUUUCAUUCCAUCCUCAUGUGUUCUAGAUGAUUCCUCAUCCUCAGGAGGAGGUGGGGGAGGAUUGAGUCAUCAGUCUGAUGUGAACUAUGCGGAUAAUUAUUAUCAUUCUAUAAAUAGUGAUGGUAGCGGCGAUCAAAUCAUCACGUUCUCAUCAACGUCAUCAAAGUUUGUGAUGAAUGAUGGAGUGGCCAGUACUACUGAUAAUACUAGUCACAGUAAUAAUAAUGAUGAUAAUAAUAAUAAUAGUAAUCCGGGUAAGUGUAUGAACCAUGGAUCCAUUGAAUCCUCCUCACCAGCAUGUAUCCUUUCUAAUAACAAUAGUGAUUAUUAUUAUGAAAUAUCUUGUGGAUAUCAAGGACAACAUCAACAAGAAUAACUUGCAUCUUCCUGUGGUGUCGGUGGCGGUUGGUUGGCUUAUGUUUGGCUCACCCCCUCCCCAGUCACCGUUCGUCUUCACAAAAAAUCAAUAAGUGAGCUUUUUGUAUUUUUGUAGUCCCGAAUACCACCACCCCUUCGCCUUCCGAAGAAAAAUGAAGGUUUUCUUAUCAGUUACUUGGAUACGCCUUUUAUUAUUGUUUUUAUUAUUACUAUUAUUUUUAGAGAAUUAUUAUCAUUAUUCUUAUGUAAUCACACCAUGGUGCCUCUUUUUUGUUACGAAGAACUCGGUUUUCCCAUAAUAUUUUAAUUGCAAUAAUGAUAAUGAUGCUAAUAGGGAUUGAUAAUAUUUUCUUCUAAUGAUCCCCCCAAUCUAUCACUUCUGUAUUUGGAAUGCAGCAUUUUCUCAUUUUUGGUGUGUGUCCUUUGGUUGGUUGGUCUUUGAAGCAUCGUCAUACACUCUUCCCCUCUCUUGAGAGGCUGCUGCUGCCUAAUGUGUGUGUGUGUGUGUGUGACAAGGGAGGAUGUUGAUGACUGAGUGAGUAUUUGUGUACGCUUUUCAUCCAUCCAUCCAUGCACCUCCAAGAGGUUUAAACAGUUCAGUAGAUAUCUGUAAACACACACAAACGAUUGUCCACCCUCUGCUUUCAUCACUGAUUGAUUCAGCUCUAUCGAUCUCGUUUUCCUUUUUGUUCUUUUUUUCCAAAAAAUACCCCAGCAAAUCUAUUUUUCAAUGAAAAAAUAUGAAAGACGAAGAUGCUGUGCUUUUGCUGUCGUCAUUUGCACACAUAAUAGGUGCAAUUUUCCGGUGGCUUCAUCAUACACACUACACACCCCGUUUAUUUCCGUGCCUAUCAGUACAUAUUAUUAUUAUUAUUAGCGUUAUCACUAUGGUGUGAUAGAUCAGUAUUCCUGUGUGUUUUUUAUAAUGUACAAUUGAUCACUAAACGCAUUCGAUCUCUUUUCUGUCUGUUUUGUAUUUCGGACUUAUUACUCGUAACAAUGAUGCUACUGCUUAUACUACCAUUAUUCUUAUAGUUUUCAGUAGUAUGUAACACUUUCCUAUUAAUAUAUAAUUAUUAUUUUUAUUAUUUUUGAUUGAUUUUCUUAUAUGUACACAUUUAAUUUAAUUUAUAUGAAUGUUAUGUUAUAUGUUAUACUUUUGUUUUAUACAAUAUUUUUUGGAAGUUUCUAUACCGGUUUUUAUUUUGUCAUCUCUCCAGCCGCUCGUAUAUUACUCAAUCUGUUUGUUUUUCUGUAAUCAUAUAGCCUGAUGGAGCCCCGUUGGAAAUGGAUGGAUGCGUGGGCGGGUAGUGUGGAUUUUGAUAACAUUCCGAUUUAUCUUUCUGUCCCUCUCUCUCUCUCUCCCUGUAUGUAUGUUGGAAUGAUGCCUAAUUUUUUAUUUCUUCUUAAGUUAAUGUUUCCCUGCCCACCACCACCUUUCGGUGUCUUUUUUGCAUUAUGGUUUACUAUUCUUCAGUGUGUGUUUUCUAGUUGGCGGAUGCUUUUGGUUAUCUUUGAGGCAGUGUCCUGCAGUCUUCCAUUCUGCUCCACUCUUUUGCACAUACAACAUAUUUGCACAUACAACAUAUAUUUGUCCUUAUUUGAAACUAAUUUUUAUUCAAAAACCUGUUACUAAAAUGGGGAUGUGUAACAAGGGAGGUUAAUGAGUGAAUAUAUGACAGAGAAUAUACUGCUGGCUUCUAUCUACCUACACACAUCCGGCAGGGGAAGGGAUUAAACAGCUCAAUUAUCUGUACAGACACAGACGUCGUACACACAGAGACAAUUAUCCGUCUUCUGCUUUCGCUGAUUGAUUCAGCCUUCUCGAUCUCAUUUUUGGUUGUCAUCAUUUACACACACAUACACUAUAUAUAUAUAUAUAUAUAUAUA
This is a messenger RNA of Trichobilharzia szidati, 3845 nucleotides long. Lineage: Eukaryota; Metazoa; Platyhelminthes; Trematoda; Strigeidida; Schistosomatidae. The record is from the annotation of a GenBank genome assembly.